GGGUAUAAAAAGCCCCAAUUUCUCUCCCUCUCUUUCUCGCUCUGCUUCUUCAGGCCUUUCCUCGCGAAAGCGAGCCGAUAGCAAGGCUUCCAAUCCGAUAUCUCGGCGAUAAAGGAGAGGAAUGGCAACGUUUGAACUGUACCGUAGGUCCACAAUUGGCAUGUGCUUGACUGAAACCUUGGACGAGAUGGUGUCGACCGGAGUUCUCAGUCCCGAACUCGCGAUCCAAGUCCUUGUUCAGUUCGACAAGUCGAUGACCGAAGCCCUGGAAACGCAGGUCAAGAGCAAGGUGACUAUUAAGGGGCAUCUACACACCUACAGAUUCUGCGACAAUGUUUGGACCUUCAUUUUACAAGAUGCACAGUUUAAAACCGAGGAAUCCCAGGAGAACGUUGGUCGGGUUAAGAUAGUGGCAUGCGACUCGAAGCUGCUAUCACAGUGAGGCGCCAUGCCCUGGUGAAGAGUGUGUCCAGCAAGGUGAUUUUAAGUCUAAAUAUGGUGUAACAUAAAGGUAGGGAUGGGAAGAGAAGAAAUUUGGUGUUUGGCUCAACCUAGUUGCAGUUGCAGGCAACCGAGGAAGAUUUAAACCAACUUGUAGAACCCAUAGAGACCCGAAAAGCUCUUAUACAUACUGUUGAUUAGCAGAUCAUGCUGCAUGAAUAUAACCACGAAUUUCUCUAGACUUCUUGAGUAUCCGUUGCAACUUUGAAUGUUCGUGGUUAGGCUCCAGGCAGGCAAUAGCAGCCGUUAUUUCAUUGUGCUUUUGGUUCCUGAACUACAAAAACAAUUGUACGGAUAAUUCUUGAAGAUGGGAUCAAGUAGAAUCAGGACUGUAAAGUUAAGCGAGUUACUAUGUUGGGCUCAUUAAGAACAUGUGUGGGUUGUCGCGCGCAUAAUCAAUCAAAGCUUGGAUAUGAUUUAGAUUUUAUCAAA
Diospyros lotus (date-plum) is the source of this 933-nucleotide messenger RNA. Its product is annotated as transcription initiation factor IIA subunit 2. The record is from RefSeq and is a predicted model, not a curated record. Gene Ontology annotation, molecular function: TBP-class protein binding; RNA polymerase II general transcription initiation factor activity. Gene Ontology annotation, biological process: transcription initiation at RNA polymerase II promoter; RNA polymerase II preinitiation complex assembly. Gene Ontology annotation, cellular component: transcription factor TFIIA complex. Bases 122 to 442 code for a protein of 106 amino acids. Lineage: Eukaryota; Viridiplantae; Streptophyta; Magnoliopsida; Ericales; Ebenaceae. The transcript is spliced from 4 exons.